Molecule: messenger RNA, 3053 nt
Organism: Boleophthalmus pectinirostris (great blue-spotted mudskipper)
Lineage: Eukaryota; Metazoa; Chordata; Actinopteri; Gobiiformes; Gobiidae
Gene: tars1
Product: threonyl-tRNA synthetase 1
Exons: 18
Coding region: 112-2364 (750 amino acids)
Biological process (GO): threonyl-tRNA aminoacylation
Cellular component (GO): cytoplasm
Molecular function (GO): threonine-tRNA ligase activity; ATP binding
Source: RefSeq, a predicted model, not a curated record
CAUCCGGGUACGUCAUCACUCGCCGUCACCCGGCACUUUGACAGUCUUCGCCACAUUUGGGUCCAGUUUUAUAAAAGUUGACUGUGCAUCUCGGGUUUUUUGGACAAUAUUAUGGCCGAAGAGGCAGUCGCCGAGAAAAUGAGUGAAUUGCAAGUUAACGAAGGCAAAAAGGGAGGAGCCGAAAGCAAAAAGAAGACCAAAGGAGCAGCGGGAGAGACUGCAGGAAGAGCCGAGCUCUCACCACCUCCUGAAUACAUUGAAGAGCGACUUUCGUUAUAUGCAAAGUUGAAAGCAGAGCAUGAUGCCCUGAUCGCACAGCGGGCUUCAAAUGAGAGCAAACCUAUAAAGGUGACCCUGCCGGAUGGAAAGGUGGUUGAUGCUGAAUCCUGGAAAACCACUCCGUACCAGAUUGCAUCUGGUAUCAGGUAUUUUUUACCAAUAACCAGUCAUGUGUAUAUGACUACAGUACUUAUGUUGGCAAUCUUCUGUAAUUUGAUGUUCUAUUUAUGCCUGUUCAGUCAAGGUCUUGCUGACAACACAGUGAUUGCCAAAGUAAACAACGGUGUGUGGGACCUGGAUAGACCUUUAGAAGAAGACUGUACCCUACAGUUGCUCAAGUUUGAUGAUGAUGAGGCUCAAGCUGUUUACUGGCAUUCUAGUGCUCACAUUUUGGGAGAAGCUAUGGAGAGAGUGUAUGGUGGCUGUCUCUGCUAUGGACCUCCUAUUGAGAAUGGCUUCUACUAUGACAUGUUCCUGGAUAACAACGAAGGAGUAUCAAGCAAUGACUUCCCUGGCUUGGAGAACUUGUGCAAAAAAAUCAUCAAAGAGAAGCAGCCAUUUGAGCGACUGGAGAUUAAGAAGGAGACCUUACUCGAAAUGUUUAAGUACAAUAAGUUCAAGUGCCGCAUCCUGAACGAGAAGGUUACCACACCUACUACUACUGUGUACAGGUGUGGCCCUUUGAUUGACUUGUGCAGAGGGCCCCAUGUUAGACACACUGGAAAAAUUAAGGCCCUCAAGAUCCACAAGAAUUCAUCUACAUACUGGGAAGGAAAGGCGGACAUGGAAACUCUCCAGAGGAUCUAUGGCAUCUCGUUCCCCGACCCCAAAAUGCUCAAAGAGUGGGAGAAGUUCCAGGAGGAAGCCAAGAACAGAGACCACCGCAAACUGGGCCGAGAGCAGGAUCUGUUCUUCUUCCAUGACCUGAGCCCUGGCAGCUGCUUUUUCCUGCCUAAAGGCGCCUACAUCUACAACACCCUGGUUGAGUUCAUUCGAAGUGAAUACAGAAAAAGGGGUUUCCAGGAGGUGGUGACCCCAAAUAUCUACAACAGCAAACUGUGGCAGACCUCUGGGCACUGGCAGCACUACAGCGAGAACAUGUUCUCCUUCGAGGUGGAAAAGGAGACGUUCGCUCUAAAACCAAUGAACUGCCCUGGACACUGCCUGAUGUUUGACCACCGGCCGCGCUCCUGGAGAGAGCUGCCUCUGCGCAUGGCUGAUUUCGGCGUGCUGCACAGGAACGAGCUGUCGGGGGCGCUGACGGGCCUCACCAGAGUGCGUCGAUUCCAGCAGGACGACGCACACAUCUUCUGCUCCAUGGACCAGAUUGAGGAUGAGAUCAAAGGCUGCCUGGACUUCCUGAGGACGGUUUAUGACGUGUUUGGCUUCACUUUCAAACUCAAUCUUUCUACGCGGCCAGAGAAGUUCCUGGGAGAGCCACAAAUCUGGGACCAAGCAGAAAAGCAACUUGAAAACAGCCUGAAUGAGUUUGGUGAAAAAUGGGUGCUCAACCCUGGUGAUGGAGCAUUCUAUGGACCAAAGAUUGACAUUCAGAUCAAGGAUGCUAUCGGACGAUACCAUCAGUGUGCUACUAUUCAGCUGGAUUUCCAACUGCCAAUCCGCUUCAAUCUCACCUUCGUCAGUCAUGACGGAGAUGACAAGAAGAGGCCCGUGAUCAUCCAUAGAGCCAUCCUGGGGUCAGUGGAGAGGAUGAUCGCCAUUCUGACUGAAAACUACGGAGGCAAAUGGCCGCUGUGGCUCUCUCCUCGCCAAGUGAUGCUGGUGCCAGUGGGACCAACCUGUGAAGAGUACGCCCAGAAGGUCCGACAGGAGUUCCACAAUGCAGGCUUCAUGAGUGAUGUCGACCUGGAUCCUGGCUGCACUCUGAACAAGAAGAUCAGGAACGCACAGCUGGCUCAGUACAACUUCAUCCUGGUGGUGGGAGAAAAGGAGAAGACCAGUAACACAGUGAAUGUCCGCACCCGUGACAACAAGGUGCACGGCGAACGCAGCGUGGAGGAGUGUAUUGAGCGACUGAAGCAGCUCAAAUCCACCAGAAGUCGGAACGCUGAAGAAGAGUUUUGAAUGUGCUCAAUUUGUCACCGGUUGUUGUAGGUCUGGUGACUGUAUCUGUCCAGAGUCAUACGAAAUCUGAAUGUGGGAUGAAGGUAAACUGUAUUUUUCCACUGUAAUGAACAAAUAUUAUGAUGUUUUUGUUGUUUUUACUUUCAUAAAUGCAGUGCUGUAAAAUGCAUUGUACAUAAUCAUAAUCAUGCCACUAUGCAACUGCUGGUCUCCAUGGAGAUGGUAUCGCUUUGCGGGUAAUGUACCAUAGUGUGGAAUUUAACCUUUCAUCCAGUUACAAGUUACAUUACAUUGCUAAAAAAAAAUCUUGGAGAAAGGUAGUGAAGAGACAUUUAAUGCUACACUGUGGAACAUUCCAGGCAAAGCAAUAUUACCUCCAGCGAACAUGUGGCAGACCCUUGACCACAAAAUUACAUAGUGAACCUUUUCAAAUAAGCCGAUUCUCAAAUGAUAACUGUAUCAUUUAGAACUUGUCAAAAGCUCAGUACAACAAAGGGAAUGGUUUUGGAAGCGUCGUAAUCAUUUGGUUAUCUGUAACACCAGGGAAUUGUACAUGAUUUACAAUGGUUGAAAACUAAACUGUUUUUCAUGCCAGUACAAAAGUGUUCUUUAUUACUCUUUUCAGAUUUUGAUUCUUGUGGUUUUCUUUCAAAUCUUCACUCAUUAAAAAGCGUUCCAGUCUUGUUGAA